Solanum pennellii is the source of this 817-nucleotide messenger RNA. RefSeq lists its product as uncharacterized. The coding region runs from base 32 to 673 and encodes 213 amino acids. Lineage: Eukaryota; Viridiplantae; Streptophyta; Magnoliopsida; Solanales; Solanaceae. The transcript has a single exon. The record is from RefSeq and is a predicted model, not a curated record.
UUUUAUUAUUUACUAACGAAAUCCCAACGAAAUGGGAAGAGGAAAACAGACAUGUGAAGGUAAACAACACUUCAGUCAUCCACACAUGUUGAAACCAAUUGUGAAUCCAACCGAAACACUUACUUGCAAUGCUUGUGAGCAACCAAACAUUACUAGUAAUUUCUAUGGUUGCAACACCUGCCAAUAUUUCCUCCACAAAAACUGCCUCAACGCUCCGCGUUUCCUCCAUCACUCAUCUCAUCCAUCCCACCACUUGACCCUUCUCCCAGCUCCAACUUACUCGAAUCGUUCUUUUACUUGCAAGGCUUGUGGCUCUGCUGGCAAUGGUUGUAGCUUUAGCUGUGCCUUUUGCGACUUUGAUAUCCAUAUGCAAUGUGCCCUUUUGCCCCAAACUGUUGUCCUUACCCAGCAACAUCAUCAUGAACUUGAACUCAUUUUUGAAUCCCCUUAUGAUGAUGACGCCGAUGAAAGUACUGUUUUUAUUUGUGAUGUCUGUCAUGACAAUGCAGAUCUUAAUAACUGGUUGUAUUAUUGUGCUGAUUGUGAUUUUGGCACACAUCUAAAAUGUGCCAUUUCCAAAUCUGUCAGACAACAAGAAUCGAAACAGAGGAAAACAGAGAAGGAACCAAUCAAGAUACAAGAAAUUAAUCAAAAAGAGGAAACAGAGGUAUAACAACAAGUAAAGCAAAAAAUCUGAAGCAUUUUAGCCACUCCCAUCCUUUGGAACUCUGUAAAGUUCAACAAUCAAAUGAAAUAAUCUGCUCAGGUUGUGAGGAUGAACUUUGUGACACUGCUAAUUACAAAUGCACAAAAUCCA